CAUCCCUAUGCCGUUUUAUUAUUAUUGUUUGUAUACUUGCUGCUAAAAGAUGCAUUUAAAUGUUGUCUACGUCACUGUUGGCACUACAAAAUUCGAUGCACUAAUUGAUGCCAUGUCCUCAAACCAGGUGCUGUGCGCAUUGCAAGAUCUCAAAUGCCAAAAGCUUGUGCUGCAACAUGGAAACUCCACACCGGUGGCCGAGUCCGAAAUUCGGCGUAUCAAUGAGAAUUAUGGCAUUCAAGUGGAGCAAUACAAAUUUCGCCCUAAUGUGGAGGAUAUUAGGGCUGCUGAUCUGAUCAUUGGACAUGCUGGCGCCGGUACAUGCAUGGAUAUAUUGAAUAAUGGCAAGGCAGGACUAAUCGUAGUCAAUGACGAACUGAUGGACAACCAUCAGCUGGAAUUAGCGCGUCAAUUGGCAUCUGAGAACUACUUGUACUACUGCAGAGUGCACGAGGUUGGCAGUAAAAUAGGCAAUUUGGACUUUGGAGCUCUAAGGCCCUACGAACCAGCCACAAAGAAUAUGCAAAUGUUUAUAGACGCAUUAAAAGAACUGAUGAGCCAAUAGUA
Molecule: messenger RNA, 567 nt
Organism: Drosophila montana
Lineage: Eukaryota; Metazoa; Arthropoda; Insecta; Diptera; Drosophilidae
Gene: Alg13
Product: Alg13 UDP-N-acetylglucosaminyltransferase subunit
Exons: 1
Coding region: 50-565 (171 amino acids)
Biological process (GO): dolichol-linked oligosaccharide biosynthetic process
Molecular function (GO): hexosyltransferase activity
Source: RefSeq, a predicted model, not a curated record